AUGAUAUCAACAGAAAUCCAAAAAAAUCUAACGCUUGAGGAAUUUUUUGGCACAACACAAUUUGAAAAUUCAAUCAGAGUUCCAUCUCUGAAUGAAAUAGAAGAAAUUGAAGAAAUCGAGGAUAGAAUAUUACUUGGCAAUGCAGCUGACUGUAACAAUGAAAUGAAUAGCAAUCCACAUCCCAUUCACUUUCGAUCGAGACUAAGUUUGAUACCUGAACAGCACAGUGUUAUCGAAGAAGUAGAAGAACAAGAAAAUUGCGAUGAAGACGACAAAGAUUCAUUGAAAAUUACUUUAAAUGCUCAGAAAAAUCCUCAUCAACAGGAAUAA
Molecule: messenger RNA, 330 nt
Organism: Dracunculus medinensis (Guinea worm)
Lineage: Eukaryota; Metazoa; Nematoda; Chromadorea; Rhabditida; Dracunculidae
Source: the annotation of a GenBank genome assembly